UUUUGCCUUCAGUCUGCAGCCUGCUCCUUUCUCCGUUGUGCCGCUGGGCUUUGGCGCAGGGGGGUGGGGAGGGAUCUCGCGAUUGUUGAACUUUUCGGGGGGAGAGUUAUUUGGAAGAUGGCGCCCGUUGUUACGGGGAAGUUUGGUGAGAGACCGCAGCCUCAACGAUUGACAAGGGAGGCUAUGAGAAAUUAUUUGAAAGAAAAAGAUGACCAAACUGUGCUAAUUCUGCAUGCAAAAGUAGCCCAAAAGUCUUAUGGUAAUGAGAAACGGUUUUUUUGCCCACCACCAUGUGUAUAUCUGUUGGGCAGUGGCUGGCAGAAGAAGCAGGAAAAAAUGGAAAGAGAAGGCUGCACGGAGCUGGAGGCUCAACCUUGUGCCUUCAUUGGAAUAGGGAACAGCGAACAGGAAAUGCAACAACUUAAUCUGGAGGGAAAGCACUUCUGCACUGCAAAAACACUGUAUAUCAGUGACUCAGAUAAACGUAAACACUUCAUGCUUUCUGUGAAGAUGUUGUACGGAAACAGCGCCAACAUUGGCGUCUUCCUGAGCAAGAGGAUAAAGGUCAUCUCCAAACCAUCCAAAAAGAAACAAUCUCUUAAAAACGCAGACUUGUGCAUAGCUUCAGGGACAAAGGUGGCUCUGUUUAAUCGCUUACGUUCUCAGACAGUCAGCACCAGAUAUCUUCAUGUGGAUGGGGGAAACUUCCAUGCCAGUUCACAGCAGUGGGGGGCCUUCUUCAUUCACCUCUUGGACGAUGAAGAGUCUGAAGGGGAGGAGUUUGCAGUGAGAGAUGGCUAUAUUCACUAUGGACAAACGGUCAAACUGGUCUGUUCUGUCACUGGCAUGGCUCUCCCUAGACUGAUCAUACGGAAAGUGGACAAGCAGAAUGCAUUAUUAGAUGCAGAUGACCCAGUUUCUCAGCUCCACAAGUGUGCUUUCUACCUCAAAGACACAGACAGGAUGUAUCUUUGCCUCUCACAAGAACGGAUCAUUCAAUUUCAGGCGUCACCGUGUUCCAAAGAAGCUAACAAAGAGGUCAUUAACGAUGGGGCUUCUUGGACCAUCAUUAGCACAGACAAAGCAGAGUACACUUUCUUUGAAGGCAUGGGUCCUGUUCCAAAUCCAGUCACACCUGUCCCUGUGGUGGAGAGUCUACAGUUGAAUGGUGGUGGGGAUGUGGCGAUGUUGGAGCUGACAGGACAGAAUUUUACCCCUAACCUCAGAGUCUGGUUUGGAGAUGUGGAGGCUGAUACCAUGUAUAGGUGUGGUGAAAGUGUGCUGUGUGUGGUCCCAGACAUCUCAGCCUUCAGGGAGGGUUGGCGAUGGGUGCGACAGCCAGUGCAGGUCCCUGUCACUCUGGUCCGGAAUGAUGGAAUAAUCUACUCCACUGCCCUCACCUUCACUUACACCCCUGAGCCAGGCCCACGGCCUCACUGCAGUGCUGCUGGAGCCAUCAUACGCUCUCAAAGCACUUCUUCAUCAUCACCUGCCUCCUCUUCCUCGCCUUCCUCCUCCCUGGGUGGUCUGGGGGAAAGUCAAGGGGCUUACAGUGGCAGUGACUCAGGCCUAUCAUCUGGAGGCUCAAGCAUGUCACUAUCUUCAUAGUAAAUGUAUUUUUUGUGUGAAGUAAUUUCCCAAAGAGGCCCAUGGACCUGCACAAACAGCACACAAGUAACUCUAUCUCAAAGAGAAAUGAUCAAAACGUGCUUUAUUGAAAGCUGCUUGGACAAGACUUGCCCACUAGCUCCCUCUUGUGGAUUGGUAUGGACAAGUCACCAGGACAUGGAUUAAAUUGAAAAACCAAACUUAAAAACGUCUUUUAACAAUGUCACAUGUCUUUGUUUUUAAAGCUGUUAUUAGGCUUUUGCUUUCUUUCCAUUGAGGUCAAGAGCCUGCAAGGGAACAUUUCACUGACCAAGGAAUAUUGUUAUAUUAUUUUAUAUACAUAUUAUAUUUUAUAAGCAUUUAUGGAGGUACAUUUUUGAUAUUUUUGUAAUAUAGUUAUCUUUUGUUACCAAAUAGAAUUCUGCAUAUUACUCAAUAGCAUAACUAGCAGGUUGAAUAAUUGUCUAAAAUGGUCUAACAAUUUCAGUUUUAUAAAUUACACUGCUAUGCUAAUUACAUUGCUUUAUGUCAAAAAACUCAUACCACAAUCAGUUUCUCUAAUACCGGUCAGAUAUUGCUCUUUUUAGUUAAAGUCUGUGUCAUUGGUUUUACAAAAAAUCUGUAGUUGUAGAACAACCAAUAUUGAGGCUGAUACUGUGUAUUAAAUUGUAAUGUUUUAUCAUAGAGCAUUAUUAAAUUAUAUUAAGGGUG
This is a messenger RNA of Boleophthalmus pectinirostris (great blue-spotted mudskipper), 2319 nucleotides long. RefSeq names its product recombining binding protein suppressor of hairless-like. The record is from RefSeq and is a predicted model, not a curated record. Gene Ontology annotation, cellular component: nucleus; MAML1-RBP-Jkappa- ICN1 complex. Gene Ontology annotation, biological process: Notch signaling pathway; regulation of transcription by RNA polymerase II. Gene Ontology annotation, molecular function: RNA polymerase II cis-regulatory region sequence-specific DNA binding; DNA-binding transcription activator activity, RNA polymerase II-specific. NCBI's taxonomy places the organism in Eukaryota, Metazoa, Chordata, Actinopteri, Gobiiformes, Gobiidae. Bases 118 to 1608 code for a protein of 496 amino acids. The transcript is spliced from 11 exons.